Molecule: messenger RNA, 1650 nt
Organism: Daldinia decipiens
Lineage: Eukaryota; Fungi; Ascomycota; Sordariomycetes; Xylariales; Hypoxylaceae
Exons: 7
Coding region: 1-1650 (549 amino acids)
Biological process (GO): regulation of DNA-templated transcription
Cellular component (GO): cytoplasm
Molecular function (GO): zinc ion binding; DNA-binding transcription factor activity, RNA polymerase II-specific
Source: RefSeq, a predicted model, not a curated record
AUGGCUCCGCGCGGAGGCUCAUCUAGGCAGAAGAGCUGCAACGCCUGUGUGAGGAGCAAGCGACGCUGUGACCAGCGGAUCCCAGCUUGUGCUAAUUGCACCAAGAAGAAGCGUCUCUGUAUCUACGGGCAACAGUCGGACACGCAGUCAUACGGUAACUCUGCGGGUGUUCCGACAAGUCUAGACUCUUUCAACGGUCCUCCGUCUACGUCCUACGGUGACGAUUUUGUACUAGAUGACGGCAACGUCCCUACUACUACUAUGGGCAUUGACGUAGAUAUUUUCCCUGAUGAAACUAUUCACCUCGAUAGUACGUUUGAGUCUCUAUUGGAUUCGAUGGAUGGGUACCGAUUUGGCGAUCUACCCGGGCUACCCGAUUUCUCGGGGCGGGAUACACAGAUAGCAUCAAUUCCAAAGAGUAAAAUCCUAUCUCCUGAAAACUAUUCCAGGAUGGUAGCUGUAUGCGACGAUUAUGCUCCGUGGCAACUUGAGGACUCUUCAACUAGAAUUGCUUACGCGAUGAAAACUUUCAAAGGCUUCCAUAAAACUAUUGCCCAAGAUAACUCCACUAUUUAUAUGCAUCGUCACUUAUAUCUAACUAACACGUCACCCUGUAUCCUACAAGCGUUUUCGGUGUGUGUUCUCUACACGAACCAGACGGAGGCAAACCGUGGCUUUGUCCUUAGAGUUCUUCACGAGAAUAUCCAUAAUCUUAAAACAACGAAGCUUGCAAGAGUCCACGCUCUACUUGUUUAUCAAACCAUUCGUAUGCUUGAUGGAAACGCCACUCUAGGGCAACAAGCAGAUGGUGAUGUACCGUUAUUAGAAGCUUGGAACGAGGAACUGCACAAGAUAAGAGAUAACCUCGAAGACUUCGCUGAACUAGAUGUUGCUGAGAUUCGUAAUAAACCACCCGAGUCUUGGGAAUGCUGGUUAUUCGCAGAGAGCAUUAGGAGAACUUAUAUGAUAUGUGCUGCUCUUGCUCACUUUUGUAAUUUAUUGAAAGGGCAGAGGAUACCUGCUGAUCUUGGGGGUUGGCAAUACGUCCACCGGUGGACCCUAUCGAGACACCUGUCGAAUACAGUCCCUUCACAACCAACAUCGAGGACUCCCAGAUCAGCCUCCUCGCCACAUGUCGGGAUCUCGGCGUCGCCGUCGAAGCCUCCUCGCCCCUCUCGCGCGGCCUCCUCAGCGACCGGAUCAAGAGCCCAGCCGGCUUCGAAGCCGACGACGUCAGACGCCACUACCCGCGCUUCUCGGCGGACAAUUUCCCCAGGAACAUGGCUUGCGGUCGAUGAGCUGAAGACGGUCGCGGCGGGAAAGGGGUGGACCGCCGCCCAACUGGCGCUCGCGUGGCUGCUUGGCCAGGGAGACGAUGUCUUUCCGAUUCCGGGGACCACGAAAACCGCGCCGUUGGAGGAGAACUGCGCGGCUGCGUCGAUCUCGCUCUCGGCAGACGAGGUUGCGCGGAUCCGGGCCCUCGUCGAAAAUGCCUCGUGUCCCGGUGCUCGUUAUUCGCCGGAGCAUAGUAUUGCUCUGUUCGCUGAUACCCCGUUACCCGAGGACCACGUCCCAGACCUGGAGAGUCGUGGUCAGUUGUCAAUUACCGGCACUCUAUAUAAAUCGAGCACGACUACGGAACGUGACUGA